Andrographis paniculata is the source of this 446-nucleotide messenger RNA. RefSeq lists its product as uncharacterized. The transcript has a single exon. NCBI's taxonomy places the organism in Eukaryota, Viridiplantae, Streptophyta, Magnoliopsida, Lamiales, Acanthaceae. The coding region runs from base 80 to 286 and encodes 68 amino acids. The record is from RefSeq and is a predicted model, not a curated record.
AACGUACAUCUGUUCAAUUGAUUAAUUCAAUUCGUGCUUGUAAAUUAAUAGUAAUUAAAUAUUGAAGAUCAGUUUUGCGAUGGUUUGUUUCUGUUUCUUGGUUGAUCAGAAGAAAGUGGUGCGGCGGAGCAGGCCGGUGGCGGGGACGUGCGGGCGGUGCCGCCACGGGGCGACGGUGGCCGAUAUGCAGACUUUGACGAGGUUCUGUUGCAUCCCAUUUUAUUGCAAGUCUUGGAAGGCCAUCGUGUGUACCUUUUGUGGCCGUGUCCUUAAAUCUUAUACCUGAACUUGAUCAAUCAUUUUCACCAUUACAAAAAUUACUUGAGUCUUUGGAUUCGGCCGGUGAUUUAUCCAAUGUACACUACUGGAAGGAUAGUGAUUGUAAAUUAUUACAUUAACCAAAAUAGAAAGAAAUUCAUUAAUUAUGUAUAUGCAUAUAAAUGUGC